Messenger RNA from Ylistrum balloti, 6492 nucleotides. RefSeq lists its product as uncharacterized. Gene Ontology annotation, cellular component: myosin complex. Lineage: Eukaryota; Metazoa; Mollusca; Bivalvia; Pectinida; Pectinidae. Gene Ontology annotation, molecular function: ATP binding; cytoskeletal motor activity. The record is from RefSeq and is a predicted model, not a curated record. Bases 1 to 6492 code for a protein of 2163 amino acids. The transcript is spliced from 29 exons.
AUGGCUACCAACACUGUGGACGAUUUGUCUACUUUAGAUCAUUUUGACAACGAUAUUCUACUGCAAGUACUGGAGGAAAGGUACAACAAGGACAAAAUAUAUACAUACGUAGGAGACAUCCUGAUUGCUGUCAACCCGUGUUCUCCCCUUUCGAUAUAUGGCCCUCAGGAAAGACGGAAGUAUCAGGAUCUGAAAGUCCGAGGAAGUCAGCCUCCACAUAUCUAUUGGGUGGCCGAUAAUGCACACAGGAGUCUGAUAGAGACUCAUCUAAAGCAAUGUAUAGUUGUUACUGGAGACUCCGGAGCUGGUAAAACCGAGACGACCAAGUACGCUCUACAACACCUUAUAAAGCGUGUUGAAAAAUGUGCCGUGCCCGACCUUGUGGAAAAACUCUCUCGGGUCAAUCCAUUGAUAGAACUAUUUGGCAACGCAUCUACUGUCUUUAAUCCCAACUCUAGCAGGUUUGGCAAGCUAAUAGAGUUGUCGUACUUACCGGAUGGUACUCUUGUUGGAGGUAAACUACAGACAUUUGUGUUGGAAAAAUCAAGGGUUGUCUGCCAUGGUCUCGGGGACAAAAACUUUCACAUUCUCCAUGCACUUUUCGCAGGAAUGGAGGAAAACAAGCUCCAAUACUACUUCAUUGAAGGAGCUGCAUCCUAUCGAAUUCUUCAAGAGGCUGGCGCAGAACCACACAACUGUUCAGGGACAUUUCGAGAUGCAGAAGAAGAAAAAGAAUUUGCUGACAAAUUCCAAGAAGGGAUGUUCAUUCUCGCAGAACUUGGCUUCUCUGAUCAGGAAGUAUAUCACUUGAUACAGAUGCUAGCUACAGUCCUUCAUAUCGGCAACAUUGAAUUCCAAGAAGAUGAGGGUACUGGAGGAGUGUCUAUCGUGGACGAAGUCUACGUUUCAAACGUUAUGGAGUUGCUUGGUCUGGGAGAAAUAAACUCUGACCCACUUAUCAGUGCUCUGAUAAGUAGACCUCGCGUUGUUAUGGGUGAACAAAUUGUCUCCUUUAAGACAGUGCAGCAGGCUGAAGAUGGACGAGAUGCUCUUGCGAAGGAAUUGUAUAGCAGUCUUUUUAACGGAAUCAUUGACCGAAUCAACCUUGUUCUCAGACCUGAACAAAGCAAUUCUAGAGAUGGACACUCGCUCACCAUCGGAAUUCUUGAUAUCAGCGGAUUUGAAAAUCUCAGGUUGAACUCAUUCGAACAACUUCUUAUCAACAUGACCAACGAGAGACUACAUCAAUACUUUCAACAGCAGAUCUUCGAUGCGGAGCGUGCAGAUUACGUGAGGGAACAAGUGUCAACUAGUGACGUCCCAUUUAAAGAUAAUAGUGACGUGUUGAAGCUGCUUUUCGAGUCCCCAGGCGUGCUGUCCAUUUUGGAGGAAGAAGUGGUCGUUCCGAGGGCCAGUGAUAAAUCUCUUGUAAUAAAGAUGGACAAAUUCCUCAACACAUCGCCAUGUUACCACAAGAAAAGAUCUCUCAUGUUCGGUAUUGUGCACUAUGCCGGAGAGGUGAAAUACAGUGCUGAAGGGUUCCUAGAAAAGAACAAAGGGAUGCUGUCAGAAAACCUCCGCGAAUGUUUUCUCUCUAGUGAAAAUGUGUUUGUCAAAAAAUAUUUUAUUGAAAACUUCCGCUUCAUGAAUGAGUCUGGACGGGGUAGUCUUAGAGGAAGUUUUCGGUCUAGAUUGGAGGGACAGAAGAUAAGAGGGAGGCUAAACUCUGUUGGUGAAGAAAAAUUUGGUGCCAAAGCCGGGGGCAACAAAUUGUAUGAUAGCGUGGCUAGUCAGUACAAGAAAUCAUUGAAAUGCUUAAUUGACAGAAUAUCGACGGCCAAACCAAAUUUCAUCAGAUGUAUAAAGCCCAAUUUUGAACUAACAUCUGGAAAGUUUGAUCGACGUCUGGUGACCGACCAACUUACUAGUAGUGGCCUGUUGGAAGUUGCAAAAAUCCGGAGAGAUGGAUAUCCAAUCAGAAUGAAGAUAGACGUUUUCCGAAAAAGGUAUCACGUGAUUGAAGAAGAAAUGCACUUGGUGGACAAUGACGACAGAAAGAUAGCCGAGGUCAUCGCGCAGCACUGUGGGGUCAAGGAUUACAAAAUAGGGAAGUCCAAGAUAUUCCUGAAACAAGACGGUAUUGAUAACAUAGAAAAGAAAGUAGCGUCCAUGCUCCAGGAAAAGAAAGAACGACAAAAGAAAGAGGAAAGAAAAAAAAGGCAAAGACAAUCAUCAAAUCAGCAUCACGAGGACAGUUUCGAUAAUAUUAGUGAGGCUGGUUCUGUCAGUUCUGGAUAUUCAACACCCUCGAACGGCCAGGUUUCAGUUGAAAAGCCACCAUCAUAUUCUGCUCUCUCAGACAUAGAGGCAGAUCAAAAGAAAACUGAUUCAAAUAGUGUGUCAUCGAAGAAAGCUUCGUAUAACCCUUCAGAAAUUGAAGAACAACUUCCGGCCUACGAUGUUUUCCGUAUUACCGAACGAGAUGUGGACGAAUCGAACGAAUUUGAGGAACGAGCGUUGAAAAUUAUGAGACUUUCUACAUGUGUUAUGUUGUUUCUUGGAAUUCUUGGUACAGGGACAGCAAGUUUAUUGGGCGUUUUGAUGACGACUUCCGGCAUCAGAUUGGCGUUACUGCUUAAUGCAGCGCAGGCGUGUGGUACUGGAUUUCUUGUGUACCGAAUUUUGCCAGAGUAUGACACCGUAUCUGGAAUAACAUUGACACUAGCCAUUGCCCAGCUACCAACAAUACUUAAUAUUCAUCGCCAAAUUUUCAGACGCCGUAAAAGAAAACUGAAGUUCUUCAAGAGGCUAUUUGUAGCCACUUUCUCUAUUCUAGCAAGUCUUAUACAAUUUGGGUUUAACCCAAUGGUGUAUAUAACCGAAACAUUUGUGCCGAAAGAUUCUACUUCCAAAAAUGAGGUCUUUCUAACAGUGUCACUUUUUCUUGUUUCCUUCGGCUGGUGUGAAGCAUUUGCUGGAGAGGAUAUUGACAUUGGUUUCAUGACCAUACCGUUUAAGAAAUGGAGGCACGAGAUAUCUCAGUGUCGAGAUAAGACAAACUUUGUAGCUUGCCCACUUAAAGUGGGUAUAUUUUUUCUAUGUGCCUACCAGUUAGUUCCCGGCGUGACAUUUGCUUUUCCUUUGCCAGUGACGUAUAAGGAUGUCAAUGUUUCAGUACCAAAUAGCAAUGAGACAACCAUUGAACAAGUAGCUGUAUACCAGUCCUUCUUUUCGACAUAUACACUAAUGCUGAUUCAAGUGAUUUCUGGAUACCUCUGCAGUUAUCUGUGUGGAAUAGCAUGUAAGAUCCACAUGCAACGAUUCUCGUUCUGUCUUGCGCUGUUUUUUGUUCCUAUCCUCGCCAUGAGUUUAACUAUAUGGAGGUGUAUGGAAGGUCAAAAUUCACUUCCGGUUUUGGAAGGGACAAUUGCGUGUCCAGAUGAUUUGUCUGUUGACGGUUUAAAAGGAGUUCUUGGCGUUGCGCUGGCUUUGAUGUUGUCCCUUGUGAUGCUGACAUUGCAUGUUUGGUUCCCUUCAACAGAACGCAUGGCAAAGUUGGAGAGAUUGUUUUGUCUGCCGAUGUGGGAUGGUUUUUUCACUGCCAUAAAUGUUCUCUUACGCCGAAAGGAUGACUUAAUGGAGACGGAGACUGGACGCAAAAAAUCUGGCUCUCGUGUGAAAGGAGAGAAAAAGACACGCCCAAUGGUCAAUAUUUGUGCGACCAUGUGGCAUGAGACCAGACAGGAAAUGCUACAGCUCCUUAAAUCUCUCUUCCGGUUGGAUAGAUACUAUUCACAAAACGUGAAUGCAGAAAAAGGCUUCGGUGUAGAACGGGACUAUUUUGACAUGCGGAUUCACGUGAUAUUUGAUGAUGCUUUUUACACUGAUUCCAAAACCAAACAGCGUGUGCCAAAUGAAUAUGUCCAGCAACUUGUAGAAUGUAUAGACCAAGCAUCGAUGUCUGUUGCGAAAGGCAGAAUUAUGUGGAAUAAUCAUCCCAAGAAAUUUACGACUCCUUACGGUGCCAGAUUGGAGUGGACAUUGCCAGGAGGCGUGCCAAUGUACUUUCAUCUAAAGGACAAAUCUAAAGUUCGGCAUCGAAAGAGGUGGUCACAAAUUCUCUACUUGUAUUACUUACUUGGAUUUGAAUUGAUGGGCGUAGGAAAUGAAAACGACAUCUUGAAUAAGAAAAGAUCACGUCAUCGAGUGAAGACCUUCACCUCCCUCCUAAAUAAAAUUCCAACCCACAAGAUUAAAGAGGCCUACAACACGUACAUUUUAACAUUGGACGGUGAUGUCGAUUUCCGCCCGACCGCGGUCAAACUUCUUAUUGACCGGAUGCAGAAAAACGACAAAGUAGCUGCCGUUUGUGGAAGAAUUCAUCCGAUAGGAAGCGGGCCAAUGGUAUGGUACCAGCAGUUUGAGUACGCCGUCGGUCAUUGGCUACAAAAGGCUGCGGAACACGUGUUCGGGUGUGUGUUGUGCUGUCCCGGAUGUUUCAGUCUAUUUCGUUUUGCCUCACUGAUAGACGACAAUGUUGUAAAAAUGUAUACAACGCCACCAUCUGAAGCAAGACACUAUAUCCAGUUUGAGCAAGGUGAGGACAGAUGGCUAUGUACACUAUUACUUCAACAAGGAUGGAAGAUUGACUACUGCGCGGGCGCAGAUUCUUGGACAUUUGCACCAGAGUCAUUCAAAGAAUUUUUCAUCCAGCGACGACGCUGGGCUCCAUCUACCAUGGCAAAUAUACUGGAUCUCUUGUCCUCAUGGCAAUCCACUGUCAAAAUGAAUGACAACAUCAGUACACUGUACAUUUUGUAUCAGUUCGUAUUAAUGUCCUCCAGUAUCCUGGGACCUGGCACUGUUACGCUGAUGAUUGCGGGAUCUUAUUCAUCAGUUUUUAAUAUCAAUAUGUACUAUGCGUUAUUGUUGUCGUUAGUACCGGUCAUUGUUUUCAUCGGAAUAUGUCUGAAAGGUAAAAAUGAUACCCAGAUAAUGAUUGCUGGCUUAUUGUCAUCUAUAUAUUCUGUCGUCAUGGUAAUAGUGACAGUUGGGAUGGUACUCAAUAUGGCUACGGAAUCAUUAUUGAGUCCCAAUGUCAUCUUUAUGAUAGGUCUGGCCGUUAUAUUUUGUGUUGCUGGUAUAUCUCAUCCAAAGGAGAUUAUGUGUCUCGUACACGGAAUUCUCUAUUAUUUGACUGUACCAAGUACCUUCAUUUUCUUGACCAUUUAUUUCCUAUGCAACCUAAAUGUUGUAUCUUGGGGUACUAGAGAGGGUCCAAAGAGGGUGGAUCCAGAGGAUGAGGAACGGAAGAGAAAAGAAGAAGAAGAAAAACAAAGAAAAAAGAAAAAAGGUGGAAAAAUAUUCCGUGCUCUUGGUUUAUCAACACUUUUUCACGAAGCCUUAUCCUUGUUAAAACAAGCAAUUGGUGGUAUAAAGGAAGAAACAAACAAUGCGCCGAAAACAGAUCCAAAAGUGAAUGUUGAAGCAGCUGCCGUGAAACAACAAAAAGAACGUCAACCUACUCUACCAAUACCACAACCGAAGCCUGAUGAACCUGAAACAGCAACUACCGUGAACAACAGAGGUGCAUGGGGUGAGGUAGAUUUCCUUGGAAAUGAGAAAGUCCAAGAUAUUUCAAAAGAUGAAGAGGAAUUCUGGAAAUAUAUAAUUCAGAAAUACCUGGAGCCAAUUAAUGAAGAUAAAGACAAACAAAUUCAGAUUAAAGAUGAUCUGACAAGUCUAAGAAACAACGUAGUGUUUGGGUACUUCCUGAUGAACCUUUUAUUUAUGAUUGCAAUUUUUCAGUUGCAACUCAAUGAGGAUCAACUGUCUCAGUUCUUUAUCCUUGGAGAAUACGAGCCUUUGUCAUUGGCAUUUUUAAGCGUAUUUGCCAUAGUCCUUGUAACACAGUUCAUCGGUAUGCUUCUUCAUCGCUGGGGAACGUUUCUUCACCUUAUGUCCAGCACGCGUAUAGGACUAUGCACACGGAAUUAUGAAGAAGAAUAUGCUGAAGUUGCCUUUAAGGAAGCUGGUCGGCUUCAAACUGGGGACCCAGAGCCAGAUUAUAUAGAAGAACUUGAUAGUGACACUGAGGGUGGAUCUUCAGGUAUCAACACCGUAAGACGAUAUGACGAAAUCCAAGAAGAACAACCUGACUAUCCCGAUGACGAUAAAUCAGUAAUACUCCCUGCAACAACAGUACCACGAGAAUGGGUCGGCAACAUACCAAAACCAGAUUACGGAGAGAUGGAUCCUGAUUAUCCAUCAAGUGAACACGAACCGAGCGGCCAAGCGCAUCGAUAUAAAAAUGCAUAUGAACGCAAUUUUUCGAAGAGGUUUGAGACAAUGCGAAACAAAUACCAGAAACGUUACCAGCGUAGAAUGAGUCAGGUUAAUGGUCUUAACAACAAUAACAUAAGUAGGCGGGAGGCCUUGUACAAUCGGUCUAUAGAAAUGAGAAUGAAAAGGCGACAAAGUUUAUUCACAUAA